Ahaetulla prasina is the source of this 991-nucleotide messenger RNA. It is a transcript of the gene TLCD5, whose product is annotated as TLC domain containing 5. NCBI's taxonomy places the organism in Eukaryota, Metazoa, Chordata, Lepidosauria, Squamata, Colubridae. The record is from RefSeq and is a predicted model, not a curated record. Gene Ontology annotation, cellular component: membrane. The transcript has 3 exons. The coding region runs from base 215 to 991 and encodes 258 amino acids.
CUCCUCGGGAAGGCACCUUCGUAUUGAUAGAUUUGGAGGUUCAGCUGUUCUUAGGGUUGUAGAAGAAGAUUUGCAGAUAGACAGGUGUUGGGGGAUUCCAAAACUUCGUUAACAAUCGGUGACCGAGGAGACCACUAAUAGCUGACUGCUACAUUAUUUCCUGGAUUUGUCCUCUUUUUUUUUCUGUUUCAAGAAUUUGGGGCUUUGCUGGAACAUGUCGCCCAUCCUUCUCCAAGUCAUCGGUAGCACCCUGGCUUGGCUUUUUCUCUACUGGGGGUUUUGGUACCAAAACAGGCAUCGUGGCGCAGAAUGGAGCUGUCGAAUGGUCACUUUUCUACACGGCUUGAUGGUCACUUUCCUUUCCGGCUACAUUGUCUUCAUUGAUGGUCCCUGGCCGCUGACUCAUACAGGCCAUCCGAACACGCCGCUCCAAGAGUUUGUCCUCUGCCUGUCGAUGGGCUACUUCAUCUUCGACUUCUGCUGGUGCCUCCUUUUGGACAGCGAGGGCGACCUGAUGCUGUAUCACCACCUGCUGAGCAUGAGCGGCAUGUCGCUGGUCUUGGACACCGGCAAGUCGGGCCCCGAAAUCUGCGCCAUCAUCUUCGUGAGCGAGAUCACCAACCCCUUCUUGCAAAUGCGCUGGUUCCUGCGGGACAGCGGGGGCUACCACAGCUUUGUCGGCGACGUGGUGGACGCCUUGUUCGUGGCUCUCUUCCUGGGGCUGAGGAUCGUCGGGGGUGCCUGGAUUAUGCACUCCGUGAUGAGGUCCCCCAAGACGUACGGGACACUCAAGGGUGGGAUCCUAGCGAUGUACGGGGUGUCCUUCCUGUUUUUGAUGGAGAUCUUCAGUUUCGCCAGGAGGAAAAUCAGCAAGAAACUCCAGGCUUGGAAAAAUGAAAGAACCCGAGGAGAUCGCGCCAAGCGUGGCCGACAUCUUCCGAACUUGGGUAUCCGGGGGUCUGUUGAACCCAACCUACAAAGGAGCAAAUAG